AUGGAACAGGUCAACAAAUCCUCAGUAACAUAUUUCUUGCUCCAAGGCCUAUCAGAUAUUCCCCAGGUACAACUAUUCUUAUUUAUCUCUUUUUUAAUUAUAUACCUUCUGACUCUUUUUGGGAACUUUGCUAUUGUGACUAUUAUUUAUUUUGAUUGUAAACUUUAUACCCCUAUGUACAUCCUUUUGAGUCAUUUGUCCUUUUUGGAUAUAUGUUACACCACAGUUACUAUUCCUAAGAUGUUGAUGAAUCUUAUUUUGGGCAGCCGUGUGAUAUCCUAUAAUGCUUGUUUUACACAACUCUUUUUCUUCAUUUCAUUUGGACAGUCAGAGAGUUUUCUUUUGGCUGUUAUGGCAUAUGACAGAUAUGCAGCUAUAUGUCACCCUUUGCACUAUAUGGACAUCAUGACUCAUAAAAUUUGCACCAUCCUCACUGGCUUUUCCUGGUUUACAGGAUUUUUGAAUUCCGCCUUACACACUGGAUUGGCAACACGACUGUCAUUUUGUUCGUCUAAUAAAGUUUCCCAUUUCUUCUGUGAUAUCACACCUUUGCUGAAAUUGUCCUGUGUCAAUACCUUUAUCAAUGAGGUAGUGAUAUUUGUAGCAGGGGUAUUUGUGGUAUUCACACCUUUUCUAUGUAUCAUAAUCUCUUAUAUAUACAUUAUUAGUUCUAUCUUAAAGAUUCCGUCUGUCACAGGACGAUACAAGACCUUCUCCACCUGUAGCUCACACCUCACAGUCGUCUGUAUGUUCUAUGGUACCGUUCUUCUGAUGUAUAUGCGACCCUCAUCUUAUGCACAGGAUCAUGACAAAGUAUUUUCAGUGAUCUAUACCUUUAUCACACCAUUACUAAAUCCCUUUAUUUAUGGAUUGAGAAACAGAGAGAUAAAGGACUCCUUAAAAAAAACAAUUCAAACAGACUAUUACAAUGCAGUUUUAUAUUGGUCUCAAAUCCGGCUUGCAACAUACUGA
Messenger RNA from Bombina bombina (fire-bellied toad), 972 nucleotides. Its product is annotated as olfactory receptor 1361-like. Bases 1 to 972 code for a protein of 323 amino acids. Gene Ontology annotation, cellular component: membrane. The record is from RefSeq and is a predicted model, not a curated record. Gene Ontology annotation, molecular function: G protein-coupled receptor activity; olfactory receptor activity. The transcript has a single exon. NCBI's taxonomy places the organism in Eukaryota, Metazoa, Chordata, Amphibia, Anura, Bombinatoridae. Gene Ontology annotation, biological process: G protein-coupled receptor signaling pathway.